UUGGUGUUCGAAUUUUAUCGAAUGAACAGCGACAAUACUUUUCAAUCGCAAAUUAGUUAAAUCACUUAAAUUAAGAUGGCUUUCAAGUUGUUGUUUUUGGCUGUGCUCGUUGCACAUGCAAACGCUGGUGGACCUGCAGCAUAUAGCAUUAACGCAUUAUCCGGAGAUCAUGCAUUCGUAGGAAGUUCACAAGAGCACACGGUUAAAGGACUAUAUGGCCAAAAUGUUUUAUCGUCGUAUGCAAAAGCCGUCGAUUCGGCCCACUCAUCCGUACGUGUUAGUAGUUCUCGUCAAAGCAACGACGUUCUCGGUGGUUAUGGUGCUGGUUAUGGUGCCGGUUAUGGUGCCGGUUAUGGUGGUGCUUAUGGUGCUGGAUAUGGUGUCGCUGCAUACGGUGUUCCCAAAGUCGUUGCAUCACCACUCAGUUACUCAGCACCUUCGGUGUAUGGCGGACCUUCAGUAUAUGGUGGAUACGGAUAUAAUAAAGUUGUUAGUCCGGUCGUUUCUCCUGUUGUUGCUUCUUCUUAUGGAGGUUAUGCUGUACCAAAAGUUGUCUCACCUGCUGUCGGAGUGUACGGUGGAGGGUAUGCUGCACCUGCCUUAGGCUAUGGAGCUAAUUUGGUGCCAAAAGUAGUUUCUUCAUACGGUUCAUAUGGUGGCUAUGCUGCUCCAAAAGUUGUUGCACCCGCUCUUGGAGUUUCCAAAGUUGUCUCAUCCUACGGCGCAUAUGGAUAUGGUGGUUACGCUCCAAAGGUUGUUGCCCCCGCAUAUGGAUAUGGUGGUUACGCUCCAAAAGUUGUUGCCCCCGCAUAUGGAUAUGGCGGAGUAUCGCCUGUAUCGACAGUAGUCAGUAGUGGAUAUGGUGCACCCGCUUUAGCUUAUGGAUCGUAUGCUCCAAAGGUUGCAUCAGUGGCUGGCUAUGGAGUCGGUCCAGCGGUUUUGGGAGGCUACGGUGGUGUUGGACCAGUUGUUAAAUCUGUAGCUAGUCCAGGAUACGGUGGAGUAGUCAGUGUCGUUAGUCCAGGAGCCAGCUAUUCAUGGUAAAUUUCGUCCAAACCAGAAUGAAGAUG
Molecule: messenger RNA, 1070 nt
Organism: Contarinia nasturtii (swede midge)
Lineage: Eukaryota; Metazoa; Arthropoda; Insecta; Diptera; Cecidomyiidae
Product: cuticle protein 21.3
Exons: 14
Coding region: 76-1044 (322 amino acids)
Source: RefSeq, a predicted model, not a curated record